This is a messenger RNA of Acanthochromis polyacanthus (spiny chromis), 1849 nucleotides long. RefSeq lists its product as uncharacterized. NCBI's taxonomy places the organism in Eukaryota, Metazoa, Chordata, Actinopteri, Pomacentridae. The record is from RefSeq and is a predicted model, not a curated record. The transcript is spliced from 5 exons. Gene Ontology annotation, cellular component: external side of plasma membrane. The coding region runs from base 166 to 963 and encodes 265 amino acids. Gene Ontology annotation, biological process: negative regulation of T cell proliferation; immune response; T cell costimulation.
CAUCUGGUGCUCCAACUUCCUGCUGAGUUUCUGAUGCAAGUCUGAGUCUUUUUAUUUUAGUUGUAAUUAAUAGUUCUCAGUAACAGAACAAAUGCUGCUCAACAACUAAAUCUAAGUGUGUUUCUGAUGCAGGUCUGAGUCUCUCACUAACAUGGUCUUUACCUGAUGUUGCAGAUACUGAGGUGUUCUGUGUUUUUAUGGAGAGAUGCAUCUUACCGUGCAGCUUCAAGGUCGGUCCUUAUGACAUCAUCACCUGGGCUUAUUUCAAAACUAAAAGCCUUCUUGUCCCCUCUUACUAUAAACAAGGGGAUCUACCCUCAACCUGAGCUCACCUGGUCCACCACACCUCCAUCCAACAUCAACCUCCACAACACAACCACAGUCCAGCAGAAUGAAGAGCAGCUUUACAGCAUCAGUAGUUCUCUGAUCCUCUCACACAGUCAUACUGAUCUGGUCUACAGCUGCACCGUCUCAACUCCAACAAACAGGAGGAGAGCUGCUUGGAGGAAACUCACUCCUAUCAAUGGAUCAACAAGUGAAACAAUCAUCACCUGCGCUGCCUCCAACUUUUCCUUCUCUCACCUGCUUUGGAGAUUCAACCACAGUCAGAUGAUGGUGAAGCAGAGCAGGACUGAUGGCAGCUCCACAGUCUCAGAGGAGUGGAGGCAGCAGGUGAAGGAUGUGUCAGAGUCAGGAGACAUCACACUGCAGGACUUAUGUUCAGAGCAGGAGGGAAUGUACACCUGUCAACUCAGUAAUGCUGAGGAGACGCUGAUAAGUGACACCUCUGUGAAGAUAAGUGGAGGGAAUUCAGUAAAUGGAGGAAUCAUAGGUGGAGUGAUUGGAGCUGUUCUGGUUGCAGCAGCAGCAGUCGGUCUGUUUCUGUUCUAUAAAAAGAAAAGAGAUGAAGAACAAAAUAGCACAAGAACUCCAAACAUCACUGAUCCUCUGUUCAAUGUAUGAAGCCUGAAGAUAAAGAUGGAGGACGUUCUUCAAAUGAAGGAAAUGUUGAACCUGAACUCCAGUCUGGUCACUCUGGAAAUGGAAACUAGAAAUGGUUCAAGAAAAAUGAACUUCUGCAGCAGUGACUGAAGGACUAAACAGUGCUGUGAUGUUUUGAAUGUUGAUGAGUUUGUUCCAGAAAGACUGAAGAAGAGCUUUAAAACUGUUUUAGACACAAACUCAUUGUUCUUCUUCAGAUCAUCACUGAAAGUCAAAGAUUUCAGGAGUUGUGUUCUGCUGUUGUUGGUCCAAUGACCACCAAUCAGUGCCUUCAGCUUAAAGGAAGCACUCUGACCAAAUAACAGUUCACAUUUUGAAUUUAUUUGUCAUUUUAAGUCAGAAAUUAUUCCAUAAUUUAACGUGUCUGUCUUAAAAAGAUCUGUUAGUUAAUAACCGGGAUUAUAGUUCUACAUUUCCUUAAUUCUCUACAUUUCUAAAGAAGGAACUGUAAAAAUCUGAGUAAAAAUCAGGAUUCUACAGCAUUAAGCACAGCAAGACAAGCGAUGGUCGCACAUUUCAAACCUCAAAAUAUGUUGAUUAAACUAGAUGUUUAGUAAAACCCAUUUUAAUUUUGUUUGCACAACUAAAUAUUCUGAAUUAAUUCAACUUGCUGCUUUUAUUCUUCCGUUUCAGAAGUCUUGCUGAUUUGAUGUGGAGCAUGGAUGCUGUAUUUUGUUAUAAAUGUGAAUCCAGAAACUUCAAUAAAAAAAAAAAAAAUCUUUUUUAAUUUUUGAGAACGUAUCAAUUAAUUUAAAUGGUGUGAAUUCAGAUUUGAAAUGAGUCAAAUUUUCCUUUGAUUUUUGAUCUGAAGUUAAAACAUCUGAUACCAGAAGAAAAUACAGCCAAA